Messenger RNA from Brassica napus (rape), 3087 nucleotides. Its product is annotated as 3-deoxy-manno-octulosonate cytidylyltransferase, mitochondrial. The record is from RefSeq and is a predicted model, not a curated record. Gene Ontology annotation, cellular component: cytosol. NCBI's taxonomy places the organism in Eukaryota, Viridiplantae, Streptophyta, Magnoliopsida, Brassicales, Brassicaceae. Gene Ontology annotation, molecular function: 3-deoxy-manno-octulosonate cytidylyltransferase activity.
CAAAUCUCCAUCCCUUAACUUUAAAUCCUAAAAUUUGGAUUAGUUAAUCCUAGGGGUAUAAAUGUAUAUUUACCUCUUUAAUAAAAUAUUUUGAUCUUUAGAAUUUAAAUUUGUGACAAAAACUUUUUGAGUGCUAUCGAAGGUAUUUCUCGUGAUUUAUUACUAACUAGUGUUGACCCAGUGCGUAGCACUGAGAUAAUAUAAUCAAUUUUUUUUGCUGUAAAUAAAACCAAAUUAUAUACACAUAACUAAAAGUUACAUGUAUAAAACUUAGCCAAAGAAAAUACAAAUAAAUAUAAAAACAGUAAAACAUUUAUCUUUACAAAAUAUAAACACAUUUAUCUAUAAAAACAUUAACAUAUUUAUCAAUUAACCACAAACAUAUAAGAAAGUUACAUUGUUAUAAAUUCUUUUUUUACAACAUUAAAAUCUUGUUAAACUUCAUUACAGGGGAACAUAACGUGUGGUUGGAAGAGACUUAUGAUGAAGUCUGAACCAAUAUGCUAACUUGUCUUUCGUUUGUUAUAAAUUAUUUAGUUUUAGAUAAAAUGGUAGUUUGAAGUUUUCUUAAUUUACUUAUGUCUUGCUCUUUCUUUCGGUACAUUUUUCUUCUUAUUAACAUGAUGUAUGCAAUAUAUGUCUUUGGCUUCUUACAUCAAGUAAUUCAUUCAACAUCUAAAUAAUCUUACAAAUUAGUUAAAUCAUUAAAAACAGUAAAAGUCGGCAUGUAAACAUAAUUCUUUGAAAACAAAUCAGUCCAUAACAAUGAAAAAUAAUUUAAGUAAUCAAAAUUAUUUAUACUUUAGUUUGAGAAUAGGUGAUCUUUACUAUUUAAUGUAUACUGCUAUAUUUUUAAAAUCUAAAUUACAUAAAUGACUAAAACAUUGAGUAAAUACUAACUGAAAUGACAUUGCGAAAAAUAUGUUCCUAAUUGACACUUGAACUAAGUAAACCUUACCAGAGUUAUUGACACUUACAUAAUCAUAGUCAUAUUCUUUACUGACACUUACAUUAUAACCGAAGAAAUAUGAUCAUGUGAAUUAGCGAUGACACUCACAUGUGGUUUUGCAGCUCCUUGAUGAUAUAGAGUAACUAAUUAAUAGCUUAAUAGGUAGUCAACCAGAAAGCACAAGUGCGAGAUGUUUCUUCUUGUGUAGUUAAGAGCAAAGCAGUCAAUGUGGAAAAUGGACUUUACAUGAGUUCAUAUUAAGUUAUAACGUGGAUUUAUAUCCAAACCAAACAUGAUUAAAGGUGUAGUUUUCGUGAAGGUGGUGAGUAAGGGAAGGAUAAUUAUCUAGCCGAGUAACAUAUUUUCCUAAUCAAAAUGAAUUUUAUUUUUAGCUAUUCUGAACCUGGUUUGAGAUCAUGUGUAUAUUGCCAUUAUCCAAAGAAAUAUAACCAACCCAUGAAAAUAUGAUCAACAUAACGUUAAAACUCACCUGAAAACUAUAAGUUGAAAAUCUAACAACUUUCAAGCUUUUCAUCUUCCCUUCUUUCUAGAAAGCUUCAGCUGAAACCGUGGAGUAUAUGAAUAGACCAUGGAAUCGAGUUGAAGAGAAGUGGAGAGCAGGACCUCUCUUGCGUUACAAACUUACAGACCAUGGAGAGCAAUGAAAGUUAAAGACUUGACGUGCAGUUUAAUCUCUCCCCUAUUUGUCAAAUUUAGGAGAUAUAGAAGUAUGGGGAUGAAGAAAUAAGAUCGUGGGUCGUGGAAUAUUUUGAGAAACUGGUGAUAGGAUGUGUUUUUUUCUAAAAAUUAUCUUGUUUUAAUUGAUUAUGUUUCUUAAAUUUUAUAAAAUCCAAAUGGCAAAUUUUGAUUUGUUACGUGAUUGUGAUUUUUAUUUUACCUUUGUUUAGAAUCAAUGUUAUUUAGCAAAUUGAAUCCAAUCAAACCGGGCCAGACCGGUCUAUUUUUUAAGAGAACAAAGCAAACGAACUCUCCUCUCCCUUCUUCACUGAGAAGUGAGAAGCCUCAACGGAGCAAAGUGAAAGACGCUAAUGGCACUCUGUUCUUCAUCUUCUCAGAAGACAUGGAUUGUUCACGGGAUCUUGGCUGGAACGGCAAUUGCUGCGGCGAUUGGCGCACACGCGUAUCUGGGUCGAUCCAGGAAAUUCCGGAGCCGGGUCGUGGGAAUCAUCCCCGCCCGUUACGCUUCCUCUAGAUUCGAGGGCAAGCCCCUCGUGCAAAUCCUCGGAAAACCCAUGAUCCAGAGAACUUGGGAGAGGUCUAAGUUAGCCUCUACGCUUGAUCACGUUGGUAAAUGUGGCUCACGUCUCUAAAAAGAUGUCUACUUUAUGGAUCUAACAUCUCUUCUAUGAUCAUCUGUCGUGGCCACCGAUGAUGAAAGGAUCGCGGAUUGCUGUCGUGGAUUCGGUGCUGAUGUCAUCAUGACUUCAGAGUCUUGCAGAAACGGCACUGAGCGUUGCAACGAAGCACUAGAGAAGCUGGAGAAGGAGUAUGAUGUGGUUGUUAACAUUCAAGGCGAUGAACCCCUCUUUGAGCCUGAGAUUAUUGACGGUGUUGUCAAAGCACUUCAGGUAGCACCUGACGCAGUGUUUAGCACAGCCGUGACAUCGUUGAAACCAGAAGACGGGCUUGACCCUAACCGAGUCUAAUGUGUUGUAGACAACCGUGGCUAUGCUAUCUAUUUCUCCAGAGGCUUGAUUCCUUACAACAAGAGUGGUGGAGUCAAUCUAGAUUUCCCGUAUAUGCUUCAUCUUGGUAUUCAGAGCUUUGAUUCCAAGUUUCUGAAAGUAUAUUCGGAGCUUCAACCAACGCCAUUGCAGCUAAAAGAGGAUCUAGAGCAGCUCAAAGUCCUUGAGAAUGGCUACAAGAUGAAGGUUAUAAAGGUGGACCAUGAAGCGCAUGGAGUUGAUACACCCGAAGAUGUUGAAAAGAUUGAAUCUUUAAUGCGUGAAAGAAACCUGUCCUAGUCCUCAAAAAUACACAUCUUCCCCUCACAUUUUAUGCAUGAACUCUUUUCCUUUUAAUUUUUAUUUUUUUAUGAUAUGGUUCUUCCCUGUUUUUUACUCUGUAAUUUGAACUGAUUCUUGGACCACGAGUUAAUUUACACCUAUAUUUCGUAA